AUGCACUUCUUUGAGGAACUCAGGAAGGUCGGCACAAAAAACUCUCGAGUCACCGAGCUCGAGCUUCAAAAAAAGCAACAGCAACUUGACUAUGAAGCAAAUCAACGGCGCAAGGAGGAAGAGGCUGCCCGUCGUCGCAAGGAGGAAGAAACCCGAAGGAUUUUACAAAGAGAGCUGGAACGGAAAAAGGCAGAGGAGGAGCAUCGUCGGAGGGAGAAUGCGAUACAAUUGAAGGCAAAGGAACGUGCAAGGGAACGGGAAAGGGAAGCUGAGCGGGAAAGGGAGUACCAAGAAAAGGCGAGGAAGCAACAGGCACGCGCUGCUGCCGGAGGAGGAUCGUCUUCAGGGAAUGGACCUACCUACUCGAGAUCCAAGCAUACUUAUUCAGGAACUUCUUCUGGAUCGCGGUCAUACGAGGCCUCCAAGCCUGCAGCAAAGAAACAGGACUACUCGUUUGACCAGCUGCAAAAGAUCGCAGCCAACGGAGGCAGAAGAAAUGGAUCGGACGACCGUGGACGCAAUGGAGACAGGAACGGAGAUAGACGCGACGACAGAUCUUCGUCCAGCUAUCCCACCAGUCGUCUAGCGGCCGCCGAGAAACUCAAGGUCAACAGAGGAUUCAGUCCUGAGCGCCCUCUUUCUAUGGCCCAAUCAUUUAACGGCACCAAGAUUGCUAAGAAACCACCAGUCAAGCGCAACAUAGCACCAAAGCCAAUGUUCCCAAAUAUGAGGAUUCCGACAUCAAGUGUCAAUUAUGUGCGAGACGCCGGAUUGAAGGCAAUUCGCGACGGACCAGUGGCACUCAACUCAACGAAACGGGAUCGCCGAACAAUUGAAGAAAUCUCGGCAGAGCUGCGGGAAAAGGACGCUCGCAAGGAGGAGCGUGAGAGAAAAAUGAGGGAUAUCGAAGAGGACAGACAGCGGAAGAAUCAGCAGCGCGAAAAGGCCAUUCAAGGAGCGAAACUCAGCAGGGCUCUGAUGAGUGACGAUGCUCAGGAGACGGAUCGCCUUCGUAAAGAGGCCACGAAUGGCGAUAGUCGUAGUCGCAGUCGCAGUCCAGGACCCUCGUCUCGGAGGAGGAGCAGGAGCAGGAGUCCUGUUCAACGCAGGCGGAGCAGAAGCCCCCUUCGGAAAAAGCGAAGCGUCAGUCCUCCUGUUGCUAAAAGGAAGAAUUACAGCCCUGAGUACAGGAAACGCAGUCCCAGUCCUCGCAGAAAGAGAUCAGUUAGCCCAGUCAAGCGGAAAAGCAUGGCUGACAAGGAUCGUGGACGAGAACGGGACCGGGAGUACGACCGGGAUCGGGACCGGGAUCGGGAUCGCACUGGACCCAACAAGAACAAGUUUGUAGACGGACCUUCAUCAUCAGCAAGUAAGAGGCGCGUCUCUCGAUCCCCCUCCCCUCGACCCACCAAGAAACGUAGUAAGGGACCAUUUGAUGACGAGGAAGACUUUUCUGUUUCGUCUGUUAUUGGAUCGCUUUUUGGAACCCGAUACCGUUCGCGCGCCGUCAAUGAGGAUCUCUCUGACGACGACAUGGAAGCUAGACCCGAUGAGGUCUUUCGCGAGGAAGCCCGCAGUGCUCGUAUUGCAAAGAAGGAGGAUGAGAUGGAGGCCGAGCUGGAGCGCCAGCUGGCAGAGAAGUCGCGCAAGCGCAAACUGGAGCGUGAGCGCCGGGAACGAAGCUGA
Messenger RNA from Linnemannia hyalina, 1686 nucleotides. NCBI's taxonomy places the organism in Eukaryota, Fungi, Mortierellomycota, Mortierellomycetes, Mortierellales, Mortierellaceae. The record is from the annotation of a GenBank genome assembly.